AAUAUAUCAUAGCUCAAUCAUCUUCAGGUCAGAUAUCUUUUGCAUUGAGGAAUUUAAAAGCAAUGUACAAAAGUCACACAGUUUUUUUCAAUUUUCUGUAUGUGCAUAUUAUUAAUAACUUUGGUGUAUAUAUAUGCAAAUCCUAGCAUCAUAAUUUAUGCACAGGUAUCUGCAGUAUCAAUGAAUGAGUACAUUAAUGCGUAUUCUAAUAGUCCACAGACAAAAUACUCUAUUAGAACCAACAUAUGUUCCAAAUGACAUUCCCCACACAAGAUUCCAUUCAGAUAUCAAUUUAUUCUUUAAUUAUGGGAUUGAGUGAUCUCUUGUUCCCCAUGUAGAUAUGGCUGAUUAGAAUUGAAGUUCCAUGCAAAAAAAGCAUAGGAAAAGGCAACUUUUGACUGACUUUCCAUGAAGAAAUUAAUAUCAGGCAAUUCAAGACAUUACUGCUUUGUGCUAUAAAAGUCCGUAAACAUUGUCAGCCUAUAAAUCUUCUUCUCCUGAAAAGCUCAAAGGAAAGUGGAGAAAAGAGAUUCAAAAACCUAUACAAGUAAGGAAACCAUCACGCGGCAAUAAGGAAAGUUCCCACACAUUCACUUUUUGAUGUAAAAGAAGAUUCACAGUAUGUAGACACAAUAGUUUCCAAAGACACUUGGCUAAUUGGUAGACCACUUUUAAAUUUAUUUUAAAAAAAUGAAUACAAAAUGAAAAAACAAAUUAUUAUCAGUGGAAAAGUGACACCGAUAGGGCUACAAACCCCCCAAAAUUGAAGAAAUGACUGGAAAUUACAUGCAUAUUCCCUCACAUCAUGGAUCUUAUAGAAGGAAUUAAUCAAUCAUCGGAUACCAUAGUUCUCAGUAAACUUUUCCUACAUGGACCAGAUAAUACUGUGAUUAUCCUGAACACGUGGUGGAAACAAUUUGCAAUAGUUGAGAGUUGGCAGAACAUGAACUAACAUGCACUUGUUGAGACAGAUACUAAGAAGGGAACUUAGGGUUAGUCUCAGUUUAGCCUGUGAAAUAUAGAUAGGAACAUCAAAAUUUCAUUAAUUCUUCGCACCAAGUCCAUUUUCUUUUCACCAUCGCUCUUUUGGAUGGACUAUUGUGCAAUGCACAUGGCUCACCAUUGAGGACACUCAAAUUCCAAUUUCAUAAUAAAAGAACACUUGUUGCACUAGAUAUUUGGAACAAUAUAAAAGCCCAUCCAGAGUUCUUCAAUCAGUGGCUAUAAACAUAUUUUUGAAUGUUACCUACACAUUUAAGACAGUAUAACUUAACCAAAAAUCAUCACAUCAUCAGCUGAUUUGGUGGGCAGCUCUGAAGUCCACACGUUUGCCAAAUGUGGGGUUCUUUAAAUAUAAAUUCUUAAACACAUUAAUUGAAGUCUAUGGGUCAUACGCAUGUAGUCAGCCAAUGCCUAACACUAGCAGAAUUAUUUGUGACCAAUAUCAGCUGAACAAAUGCAGGUUAUUAGCCCACAACCACAUUGGCAAGAAGCUACCAUGCCAGGAAAAAUAAAUUAAAAAAGAAAGAAAGAAGGAAGAAGAAUUAAGGAAACACACUUUCAGGCUAAGGUAUUGAACAGUAAAGCAGCUACGUAGCUUGGCAGCGGACAAAGUUAUAAUUGUCUGACAGGAGUAAGCUCUGGAAGGCUAGUUGAAGACAUAUAUUUAGUACUAAUAUCAAAAAUUGCAUGGCACAUGACUGUUUCCAGUAUAAUCUAUUGCCAUAUUGAACAAAUUUAACUGGAAUAGUUGACAAAAUGUCAAGUUUUUCUCCUCCUGUUUUACCAGUCCCUUCAUCUUUAUUACCUGAGUUAUCGGGUUCACCAGAUUCCACCACUCGAUUAUCUCGUCCUAAUCUUCAAGUUUAUUCUCGUCGUUCCAUGGUUGAGAAAGCUCCUGAUAUGCUACGCACUUCACCAAUUAACUCUCAAUCUUCAGAUCCAGGUAUGACGCCCUCUUGUGAGUCAGAUCUUCCUAUUGCUUUACGUAAAGGUAAGAGACAUUGUACUUCUCAUCCUAUUUCUAAUUUUGUCUCUUAUUCUCGUCUCUCUCUGUCAUAUUCUUCUUUUGUUGCAUCUCUUGAUUCGGUAUCCAUUCCUAAGUCUAUUACCCAUGCUCUCAAUGAUCCUGGUUGGAGGUUAGCUAUGCAGGAAGAGAUGCUUGCUUUGGAGAAAAAUGGUACUUGGGAUCUUGUCCCUCGUCCUUCAGAUUGAAGGCUCGUCUGGUAGCUCGAGGAUUUACUCAGGUGUAUGGAGUAGACUACUUAGAAACAUUUUCUCCUGUUGCAAAGAUUACCUCGGUUCGCCUUCUUAUCUCUUUGGCAGCAACUUACAAUUG
Coffea arabica (coffee) is the source of this 2338-nucleotide messenger RNA. The record is from RefSeq and is a predicted model, not a curated record. Lineage: Eukaryota; Viridiplantae; Streptophyta; Magnoliopsida; Gentianales; Rubiaceae.